GCGAAACCAUUUGAACUUGAACAUUUGGAGUGUCCAGGGGUUUGCAGACCAUUGGGGCAUAGAAGGCAUCUCGAAAAGAACUCAGAGGCACGGAGACCGUGAAGUCUGCAUCGCGGGGGCUCAUCAGCUUCCAGCAUUCCCAGCCAUCGAAGUCCACAGUGGAGUGGAUGCUCCCUGGGCACCUGAGAAGGUUCAGGAGGAAUCCACGGUCACACUUUAUGCCUUAUAAGUCAUUCUACCUGGAAAGAUGAACAGAAUGAGAAAUGUCAUAGAUCGCAAGCAAAACUAUUCCCGGAUUAGUCAUCAGUGACUCAGAAUUGUGCAACUGAGAAGCUGGCCUGAACUAUAAACGUUUCUCAGCAGGCUCGCGGCAAAGCUGGCCAUCCCUCGGGCACAGUUGGAAGGAACCGGGCAAUGUCUCUGUAUUGUAGAACAUUUUUUAGGAGGAAAUCUUUUGGGUGCUAUAGGCUGCUAUCAACCUAUGUCACUAAGGCACGAUACUUAUUUGAACUGAAGGAAGAUGAAGAGGCCUGCAGGAAGGCUCAGCAGACAGGAGUGUUUUACCUCUUUCAUGACCUGGAUCCUUUCCUCCAGGCAUCAGGACAUCGAUAUCUGGUGCCCCGGCUUAGCCGAGCAGAGCUGGAAGGGCUGCUGGGUAAGUUCGGACAGGAUUCGCAAAGAAUCGAAGACUCGGUGCUGGUUGGGUGCUCCGACCAGCAGGAAGCAUGGUUUGCUUUGGACCUAGGUCUGAAGAGCACCUCCGCUGGCCAUGCCUCCUUGCCAAAAUCUGAAAUGGAAGCAGAGCUUGGAGGUUCUUUCAUCAAGCUGAGGCAGGCUCUUUUCCAGCUGAACUCAGUGGACUCCUCCUUGCUGUUCACGGCUCAGGCUCUUCUCCGCUGGCAUGACAGUCAUCAGUUCUGCAGCAGAAGUGGGCAGCCCACCCAGAAGAACAUGGCAGGCAGCAAGCGAGUGUGUCCCUCCAAUAAAAUCAUCUAUUAUCCACAGAUGGCGCCCGUAGUGAUCACGCUGGUGUCCGAUGGCGCCCGCUGCCUUCUUGCCCGCCAGAGCUCUUUUCCCAAGGGGUUAUAUUCUGCCCUGGCAGGUUUCUGUGACAUAGGUGAAAGUGUGGAAGAGGCUGUCCAGCGAGAAGUUGCAGAAGAGGUGGGCCUGGAAGUGGAAAACAUACAGUACUCUGCGUCCCAGCACUGGCCCGUUCCCAACAGCUCACUCAUGAUCGCUUGUCAUGCAACCGUGAAACCAGGGCACACAGAGAUUCAGGUGAACUUGAAGGAACUAGAGGCAGCCGCCUGGUUCCGUCUUGAUGAGGUUGUUACAGCCCUGAGGAGAAAGGGCUCCUUGGCUCUGCAGCCGAGUGAGGCUUCCCAACUGUUGCUGCCUCCAAAGUUAGCUGUUGCCCACCACUUGAUUAAGAAGUGGGUGGAGACGCAGAGCUGUUCUUCCCUGGCUGCUUAGCUCAAAUGGAGCCGUCUGCAUCCCUCCUGAGCAUCGCUGCAGGACACUCUGGAGAUGAACCGCGAAGGGAGGUGACAAAGCCUCCCAGGGCAGAGGCUCUCUGAGAAGUUCCACUGCCAAAAGAGGUGCCUUCUAACGCUCCACCAAAAUGCUGGUGUGAACUGGAUAAAGCAGCUUGUACCUGUACUUGUUCAAGCUACAACGGAGGCAGAGGCGAAAGCAUCGCUUUGCCCAGGACAACCGGGAAAACACACCAGACACCGUCACUUAAAAACAAAACAAAAACUGUAAGAAGA
Messenger RNA from Mus pahari (shrew mouse), 1769 nucleotides. RefSeq names its product nudix hydrolase 13 (gene Nudt13). Lineage: Eukaryota; Metazoa; Chordata; Mammalia; Rodentia; Muridae. The record is from RefSeq and is a predicted model, not a curated record. The transcript is spliced from 11 exons. Gene Ontology annotation, molecular function: hydrolase activity; metal ion binding. The coding region runs from base 415 to 1473 and encodes 352 amino acids.